Molecule: messenger RNA, 1135 nt
Organism: Silurus meridionalis
Lineage: Eukaryota; Metazoa; Chordata; Actinopteri; Siluriformes; Siluridae
Exons: 8
Coding region: 248-892 (214 amino acids)
Cellular component (GO): nucleus
Source: RefSeq, a predicted model, not a curated record
CAAAUAAACAAAACAGUGCUGCCAGUAAACCUGGGGGGUAUUCCAGAAAGCUUGGUUAACUUACCAUUUGAUAAAUCAUAACCUCUGGGUUGAUUUACCCCAAACAGGCAUACCAUGAGUAUGUCGGUUCCAAAACACCUGAGAAGAGUUAGUUUAAUCAACCUCCAACUGGUUACCCAGAGGUAAUGCGCGUGCACGGUGCAUUUAUAAAGACAUUCUCAAUGGAUCGCCGAUUUCACGAGUCACCAUGGAAACUCAAAGCGAAAAAAAGAGAGCGGUGUAUUUCACAGAGGCGGAGUUGAAGGUUUUAAUGCACGCUUAUGAGGAGUUUAAGCCAAUAAUAUUAAAAAGAAGCAAUACAGCUGCAUCAGCUAAAGCAAGAGAGUUGACUUGGCAAAAAAUACCGGACAGAGUAAAUGCCUGUAAUCCUCCUGGAACCACAAUAACUUUAAGCCAAGUCAAAAUGAAACACAAAAACAUUCUGCAAAAAGCUAAUAAAAAGAAGACUGAAGCCCGUCUAACUGGCGGGGGUCCACCACCACCUCCCCUCACCCCAUCUGAGGAGCUGGCUCUGUCCCUUAAUAAAGGGCGACCAGUGGUUGCUGGCAUUCCAGGGGGCAGUUCAUCACACACACCAUGCACCACAAGUGAUGGUGAAAAAAUUGUGAAAUAUACUGAUGGAUGUAUUGUAUUAUUGGACCCUCCAGAAAGAACUGUCACAGUUGAUGAAGAUGAUGAUGAAGAGACCACAUCUGCUGUGACAGAAGUGGACAAUGCUGGUAGAUCCACUGAGUACAUACCUAGGGAUUUGCCCACAGAUGAGGGUCCUUCAACCUCAGCACACAAUCUAAGCAGGUUGCCAGCAAAGGAGCUGUAUAAGGUCCAUCUUUAAAAACAAAUAAGAAAAAGUGACACCUUAUACCGCUUCAAAUGGAAGAGAAAAGACUCCUCAUUAAAAAAGCAGCACUGGAAAUUUAAUUACUGGAGCAUCGCCUUAAGGAAAUAAAGAAAUAAACUGCCUGGCAGACCAGUGAAAAAAAUUAAUAAAAGUGAUUUUGACAGACCCUGUCUCUCAAAAGUCUUCUGUCUCUGUUGGCCUCUAAAAUCUGUAGGUGUUCCUCUGGGCCAUCUUCCU